AUGUCCUCAUCUAAAGAAGAUUUACGCGUGUCUAUAGAGACCAUGAGCGAUUGGUCCCACAUCAAAGCAAAUUGCGCUCAAGCAGCAAAGACCUCGCUCGCGAAAGAGCUUGUAUUGGCAGGUUUAUCAGAAAGCAGCGCUCUCUCUCAACAUUUGGACCAGUUCAUACAAAACACAUUUCGACUAGCCCAGCCCAAUCUACGCGUAAAUGGGCAGAGCUUCGAUGAACGCGUUGAAGAUGAUAUAGAACCUUUUGAUGAGGCUCUAGACAGACAUGUUUGGUCGCUACAUGAUCAAAGACUCGGGCUUCAUAAGACAAUUGCUACGAGUCGCCGAACUGAACCUUGGAAGAUUGAGAAGACUCUGUUGGGUUCAUUAGAACAGAACCACAAGCUUGAUGGUCUGGAAUCCGAAUUCAAUGAUUCCCAGGAGAAUUUGACCAUGGACAUUGAUGGAAUCGAAGACGCUUUGCUACAAACUACUGCUUGGGCCCAAGAGCUAUCACAGUCUAUUCCCAACCAGACAGAACGAACCGCACGUCUACAAAAUGUGACUACUGAACUGAAACGGAGAUAG
Molecule: messenger RNA, 576 nt
Organism: Lentinula edodes (shiitake mushroom)
Lineage: Eukaryota; Fungi; Basidiomycota; Agaricomycetes; Agaricales; Omphalotaceae
Exons: 5
Coding region: 1-576 (191 amino acids)
Biological process (GO): mitotic sister chromatid segregation
Cellular component (GO): MIS12/MIND type complex; kinetochore
Source: RefSeq, a predicted model, not a curated record